Messenger RNA from Paramuricea clavata, 2132 nucleotides. The record is from the annotation of a GenBank genome assembly. Lineage: Eukaryota; Metazoa; Cnidaria; Anthozoa; Malacalcyonacea; Plexauridae.
CUAAAAUUACCUAAGCUAACACAAUUUUUAAAACUUUUUUUCUUGCAUUAGCAGAAGACAAAACAAAUCAAAUGGCGCCUUUCAAUUGGACUUUCAGAGGUGAGAUCAUGCAAAGGUUUUGUUUCACAAAAACAGACGAUCUAGAGAUCCAUUCACCAUUAAACCACCCUCACAUCGAGUUACCUUGUCUCCGCUUCAAUAUCGUAAUAUACCAUUUCUUAUACUGCUAUUCGCGACCGCUCGCCAUGCAUUUAUCUUAGGGUUCCCACGAAAAAAAACAAACAGGGUACGUAACUCAUUUUUUCCUACUUUAUAAAUGUAUAAAACACCCUAUUAAAACUGGCUACUCAAAAUUUAUGCUAUCAAAUUUUGGUUUUCUUGCACCUAGCUUUCUCCUUUCUCGCCACUGCUCGCCACUCGCCUCCUAAAAGCAACACAUCAAGAAGGAAUUUCUUCAUGUGUGCUUCCUAUGUGAUUGAAUCACUUAGCUAUUUAAUAAUACAUUACUUUGACACUUAACAUUAUAGAAGUGGUAUUGCUAGAAAAUUAUAUUCUAGUAAAUUCGGCCACUUUAACUGCCCUUCUUCAGGCUGCAUGCAUGACCAUCCCCAAAAAUUAUUGUUGUCAUUUUGACAAACUUGACAUCUUUGACAUCUGAACAGCGACUUGAAGAAGUACAACAUGAAGAAGUACAACAUGAAGAAGUCAUGAAAUCAUAAGAACAGCAACAUGAAAAAGUCGUGCCUGAAGAAAGGCAAUAAAAACUGAACUGGCCGUAACUAUGCAAAAAUACAACAUAAAAUUUCACAAUCAUAUUUCAUUGCAAGAAUUAAAAAUGUUUUAAUUUAAUUUUUGUUUAGAUAAACUGACUAACUAUGGGAACAAGUUUGUCAUAGGAUUUACUUCCCAAUAUUACCUGCGUACCUACGGUUACAUUGGAAUAGCAAUUGCAGCUCACUUCGAUACAAAUGUCACAAUUAUCACACAAUCAACUUCGAGCGUUCCGUUGAACGUCGCCAUCCAUAUGAAAGAAGGAGAUUUCUUGGAGUAUGCUCUGCCGCGCUCCCUGCGAAUGCAAGGAAUCCAAAAUAAUGGUAUUCAGGUAUCGUCGACAAUGAAUAUUUCCAUCGAGUGUUUCAAUUAUUAUACAGGCGGUGAUGGAUACCUAGCACUACCAACUGACGCACUAGGUGUAACAUAUGUUGUUGCAUCAUAUACACCAUACGAUAGCUAUGCAAGAGCUAAAAUUGGUAUAGUGUCAAUACAUGACGAAACAACCAUUUUAAUUCAACCAAUUAAGAAUGCCGUUAUUGAAAUUGGUGGAACCGCGUAUACUCACGCCGGCCCGAUCCAUGUUUUUUUGGGUACACUGCAGUCCAUACAAGUAACGAGUAAAUCGGAUUUAUCGGGGACAAUGAUAUUCGCUUCUAAACCAGUAUCUGUCGUCUGUGGGGUGGAUUUGGGGAUUCCUGGCGGCACUGGAAGUUAUGACAGAUUAGAAUCAUUUCUUUUACCUGUCACACAAUGGGGAAAACAGUACAUCUUAACAACGGUCGGAUCAACGAACAAAAAACAAGGAGAUAUUUUCCGAAUUUUUGCCUUUGAAAAUAGUACGGUUGUCCACAGUGCAUACUGGACCAAAGUUUUGUUAUCCGGCACUUAUACUGAAUUGAUAUUAGGCGAAAAUCUUACAUCGUUUGUGAACUGCAAUAAACCUUGUCAAGUGGUACAAUACAUAAGGGGGGAAACAAUUGGCUCGAAAAAGGCGGACACUUCGAUGAUUCUCCUUCCUUCGAUUAAACAGUUUAAAUCAUACUAUCGUGUUCUUUGUAGUCAUAAUUCAGGUUUUUACAGUUCUGCAACAAUUACGAUUGAGGAACGUUUAACCAACGGUUUGUUUCUAAAUGGAGUUAAAAUGAGUUAUCUAAAUUGGAUUAAAAUUUCGGGGACAAAAUAUGUUUGGACAGUGGUUGGUAUGCCUGGAACAAAACUUGCUACCUUUUAUCAUUCUUCGCGUGAUGGUAAGUUUGGACUGCUGGUGUAUGGCUGGAAUGGCGAUAAUUCGUAUGCUUACCCCGGCGGAUUCACUUUCCAACACUACAGUACCGGUAAGUAAUUGUCACAGACUUCGG